AUGGAUAUGUCCAAAGCCUUUGAUAAAGUUAACCACCAAAUUCUUAUUCAUAAACUUUACAACUGCUUUGGCAUCUCUGGUAGUUUACUCGGUUGGUUCUCCUCCUACUUGUUGAACAGAAGGCAACGCGUGACUGUUCUAGGGGCUACAUCAUCUGAAAAACCUGUUAUGUCUGGUGUCCCUCAAGGUUCUAUCCUGGGUCCAAUACUCUUUCUCCUUUAUGUUAACGACCUACCUGAUGUGGUGAAUAACGCAAACGUAGCUUCUUUUGCUGACGACACAAAAUUAUUCAAGUGUGUCGAUUCUCACAUAGACGGUGCCUCGAUUCAAAGUGAUCUUGAUAAUCUUGAGGAGUGGUCGACUUCUUCUGGACUUGUAUUUAAUCAAAAUAAAUGCAAAUGUCAGAGAAUUACCAGGAAAAAAACUACCACCGAAUUCCCCUACACCAUCAAAAACAAAACCCUCGCAGUAACAACAGAGGAGAAAGAUCUUGGCGUUUGGGUUACUAGUAAUCUGACAUGGUCCAAACACACCCUAGAUCGAUGUGCCGCAGCCAAUAGGAUGCUCGGGUUCGUACGUAGAUCUGCAACGGAAAUCACGGAUAAAAGGAUUCGCCGUGCAUUGUAUUUGGCAGUUGUGCGACCAGCGCUGGGCUACGCCACUCAAGUGUGGUCGCCGCAGUCGGUGGAGCUCAUCAACCGAGUGGAACGUGUUCAACGCCGAGCUUCAAAGUUUAUUCUAGGCCUCCCAUUCAUGUGUGACGUUUCCUAUAAAGACAGACUCAUUUCGACAGAACUUCUUCCCCUCUCAUAUUGGCAUGAAUAUUUAGACUUAAUGUUUUUCUUCAAAGCUAUUACUGGCAUUGUAUCGAUAUCUCAAAAUUCCUUACCUGAACGUAUUGCUCCCGUAAGAGUCACAAGAUCAUCUGCUAAUGUCAACGCAAUAUCAUUCCGUCAACGAAAACAUAAAACAACAACUUAUAAUCGAUCAUUCUUUCUUCGAACAACUAGAACUUGGAACUCUCUCCCGGAGCAUUUAAGGCUUAUUAA
Messenger RNA from Paramuricea clavata, 1049 nucleotides. The record is from the annotation of a GenBank genome assembly. NCBI's taxonomy places the organism in Eukaryota, Metazoa, Cnidaria, Anthozoa, Malacalcyonacea, Plexauridae.